CUGAUAGUGAUCUGUUUUUUUCCAGAGAUUCUCUCUCUUCCCCAACCCCCUCUCUCAAAUUUUCCAUUCUUUUGGAGACACCGCUAAUUUCAGCUAAGGAGUGAGAAUCAAUGGAGGGUCUGCCCUCUGGUUAUCGCCCUAACGUUGGAGUAUGUCUCAUCAAUGAUGACAAUAUGGUAUUUGUAGCAUCUAGACUGAAUGUUCCUGGAGCAUGGCAGAUGCCUCAGGGAGGUAUUGAAGAAGGUGAGGAACCAAGGUCUGCAGCAAUCAGAGAAUUGAGGGAAGAAACUGGAGUAGUCUCUGCUGAAGUAAUAGACGAGGUUCCUGAAUGGUUGACGUAUGACUUCCCUCCGGCUGUAAAAUCAAAAGUGAAUCGACUCUGGGGUGGAGAAUGGCACGGGCAGGCACAGAAGUGGUUUCUGAUGAGAUUCACAGCAGAAGAGAGUGAAAUCAAUUUAGCAAAUGGUGAAGCAGAUCCAGAAUUCUCAGAAUGGAAAUGGGCUACCCCUGAAGAAGUCGUCGAGCAGGCAGUCGACUACAAGAGGCCGACCUACGAGGAAGUCAUGAAACAUUUCCAGCCUUAUUUCACUUCUGGAAAAGCUACAAAGUGCUACUCAACCAAAUGGUGAAAAUUACACUACACCUAGUCUUGCCUUGCACCUUUUCUUGAUGUUGUUGUUGUCGUCAACUUUGCUAUAAUUAUUACAGCAUAUGUACUCACUGUAAAUGUAUAUGGGGCUUCAACUUCCAGAUUAGGUUUCUGUUUCUAAAAAAAUGAUUCCUCAAUAAUAGCAUUGUGGUUUUCUAUGUUUCA
Molecule: messenger RNA, 814 nt
Organism: Salvia hispanica
Lineage: Eukaryota; Viridiplantae; Streptophyta; Magnoliopsida; Lamiales; Lamiaceae
Product: nudix hydrolase 25-like
Biological process (GO): nucleoside phosphate metabolic process; ribose phosphate metabolic process
Cellular component (GO): chloroplast
Molecular function (GO): guanosine-3',5'-bis(diphosphate) 3'-diphosphatase activity; bis(5'-adenosyl)-pentaphosphatase activity
Source: RefSeq, a predicted model, not a curated record